Molecule: messenger RNA, 2610 nt
Organism: Lotus japonicus
Lineage: Eukaryota; Viridiplantae; Streptophyta; Magnoliopsida; Fabales; Fabaceae
Product: disease resistance protein RPV1-like
Exons: 5
Coding region: 1-2610 (869 amino acids)
Biological process (GO): signal transduction; defense response
Molecular function (GO): ADP binding
Source: RefSeq, a predicted model, not a curated record
AUGUCUUCUUCUUCUUCUUCUUCUUCCAAAAAGCAUGAUGUAUUCAUCAGCUUUCGAGGUGAAGACACCCGAACCAAUUUCACUAGCCAUCUCCUUUCUGCUCUCGGUGACAACAGUAUCCGAACAUUCAUAGAUUACAAGCUUCAAAAAGGUGAUGAUGUUUGGCCAUCACUUUCCCAAGCAAUCCAGGACUCACACAUUUCCAUUGUUGUUUUCUCUCAAAACUAUGCUUCCUCAAGGUGGUGCCUGGAAGAACUGGUCAAGAUAAUGGAAUGCCGGAAACAUCAGAGUCAGGUUGUGAUACCUGUGUUCUAUGAAAUUGAUCCAUCAUGUGUGCGGAACCAGACAGGGAGUUACGAGGUAGCAUUUGCAAACCAUGAGCAAGACCUCACUGACAAUCAUUCCGACCAAGACAAACUGAAACUGCGUAGGUGGAGAAUUGCUCUUAGAGAAGCUGCCAAUAUUUCUGGAUGGGACUCUCGAAGUCGAACCCUCAGGGACGACUCUCAAGCCAUCCACAAUAUUGUCAAUGAUGUUUCGCAAAAGCUUUACUUCCUGAACCCUAAUGAACUGAAAGGCAUUGUUGGAAUUGAUGAAGCCUCUAAAGAACUUGAGUUAUUACUCGAAAGCUUUCCAAUAAUUGGAAUUUGGGGUAUGGGUGGGAUAGGUAAGACCACCAUUGCUAAAGUUAUGUUUGCCAAACUCUUUUCCCAGUAUGACAGUGUUUGCUUCUUGGCAAAUAUAAGAGAAGAAUCGAAAAGGAUUGGACUAACAUCUUUACGUGAAAAGCUUUUCUAUAAGCUACUAAAAGAAGAAAUUCCUGCGUAUGAUGUUGUAGGAUCCACAUCCAUUAUGAGGAGGCUCAGUAGUAAACAGGUUCUCAUUGUACUUGAUGACGUAGAUAGUUUUGAGCAAUUAGAAUAUUUGUGUGGAGAACAGGGUGAUCUGGGAGAAAAUAUUACCCUCAUUGUAACAACAAGAGAUAGAAAAUACCUUAUUGGAAGAGUUGAUAUGAUAUACGAGGUAAACAAAAGGAAUGAUGAAGAAUCUCUAGAGCUUUUUUGCUUGAAUGCCUUCAAAGAAAGUCAUCCCCAGGAAGGAUACAAAGAUCUCUCAGAUAGAGCAGUCCAUUAUGCAAAAGGCAUUCCAUUAGCUUUAAAAGUUUUGGGCUCACAUCUGUAUUCCAGAAGUCAUGAAUUUUGGGAAAAUACAUUGAGAAAACUUGAGAAGUAUCCCAAUGAAAAAAUUUUGAAUGUCUUAAAAGUUAGCUAUGAUGGAUUAGACGAUCCAACAAAGGAAAUAUUUCUCGACAUUGCAUUCUUUUUCAGAAAUGAAGAUAAACAUGUGGCUGUUGGGAUACUUGAUGCUUGUGAUUUUUUUGCAUCUAGUGGAAUAGAUGUCCUAGUAGAUAAAGCUCUGAUAACUAUUUCAUAUAACAACAACAUACAAAUGCAUGAUUUGCUGCAAGAGAUGGGUUUGGAUAUAGUUCGUAAAGAAUGUUCGAAAAAACCUGGAAGACGCAGCCGAUUGAGGGAUAAUGAAGUUUAUGAUGUACUUAAAAAUAACAGGGGGACUGAUACAGUUGAAGGAAUAAUGUUAGACUUGUCUCAAGUAGUGGAUCUGAAAUUGAGUGCUGACACAUUCAACAAGAUGCCUAAUUUAAGAUUUCUUCGGUUAUACGUCCCUGAGGGUAAGAAAUUACGUACUGUGUACCAUUGUACAAUUCUUGAGGAAUUUUCUGAUGAAUUGAGGUAUUUUGAGUGGGAUGGAUUCCCUUUAUGUUCUCUUCCACCAAAUUUUUGUGCUGAGCAUCUUGUUGAGAUUCGCAUGCCACACAGCCAUGUAAAAGAGCUUUGGCAGGGGGUACAGGACCUUGUGAAUUUAGAGACUAUUGACCUCUGUGAAUGUAAACAGUUGCUAAAGCUUCCGGAUUUGUCUAAGGCGUCAAAGCUUAAACAUGUGAAUCUCUCCGGUUGUGAAAGCUUGCCUGAUGUUCAUCCCUCUGUUUUGUCUCUCAGAACACUUGAAACUUUGAUUCUGGACAGCAAGACAGGAAACCAAAGCUUGCACUCAUCAAUCGGUGGUCUAAGCAAGCUUGUGUGGCUCAAUCUAGAAGGGCUGUAUAAUCUUCCAGAUGAGUUAUCGUGCCUGACAUCUCUUGAGGAGCUAAGGAUUUCUCACUGCGUAGAGGUUGACGAAGAGAAGCUAGGUGCCCUGUGUCCCGUCUUGCGAAACUUAGAGUUCCUAUAUUUGAGGGAUUGUUACAAUUUGUUUGGACUCCCCACCAACAUCAUACUCUUAUCAUCAUUACAUGAAUUGAGCCUCAACAGAAGCAAUAUUAAGAGUUUUCCUGUAAGCAUCAGCUAUCUUCCAAACCUGAAGAUUCUAUCCUUAAAUCAUUGUAGGAUGCUUCAGUUCAUACAUGGGCUUCCACCAUUCAUCAAAGAGCUUUCCGCCAGCAAAUGUAGCUCAUUGACAACGGUAUCCCUUUCAAAGGAUUUUUCAAUAAUCCAGAUGGAAGCAGAGGAGAAAUACACUUCGUUUAGGAAUGGAACGGAACUGAAUGAACUUUCACGCCUCUCCAUUAUGGAAGACACUUGUUUGAUAUGA